Molecule: messenger RNA, 1199 nt
Organism: Pistacia vera
Lineage: Eukaryota; Viridiplantae; Streptophyta; Magnoliopsida; Sapindales; Anacardiaceae
Exons: 4
Coding region: 51-566 (171 amino acids)
Source: RefSeq, a predicted model, not a curated record
GCUAAUAUUAGCCAUUGCAGUCAAACACUUCCCCAGAGAUUGUGGUGAAGAUGAGACGGGGAACGGAGUCUCCAGGGAAUGGCUACAAAAGCUUUUUUAACCUGCAGUCUAAUAAGGAUGGUCGAACGAGUGUUUCGAGGUCAACCAGUAAGCAUCAGGAUUCGAGAGAAGGUGAGUAUGCAACUGCAGUGUUAGCAGCUGCAUUUGCCAUUCAGUCAGUUGAAGAAUCCAAAACUCUUCAGAAUAAGAACGGACUGCAGCCACAUUCUAAUGGAGUAACCAGACAACCUUCCUACAACAACGCGAAAGUUCCUGGUGAAACUUCAAUGAGAAAGCCUAAGUUGCAGGACCGCGGGGCACUGGAGACACUUAAUCCACCUCGAACACCAAGUCGUUCAUCCUCAGAUGCUCGCGAGAAAAAUGAAAAGCAUGAGAAGCUAAAAUCAGUCGUGGCUUGGGCAAAUGAGAAGAAGGAGAAAGCCAAAAAUAAAAUUGAAAAAACAAAGAGUGACUUGGACCUGAAGUUUUCAAAAAAGCCUGCAACAUCGGCAAAAGGAGGAAGAUAAUAUGUAUAAAAUAAAGCAAAAUGUGAUGAAGAAAGAUGUCAAGGUCAGACAGGGCCUUCAACACACAGAAUAUUUCUGCAAAAUUAUGAAGAUACAGACAUUGACUCCUUCAAGAGACUAUACCUGAGUUUGUAUUUUGAUUUGUCAUCUGUGUAUUUUUGAGUUGUUUUAAUAAAAUUAACAUAAAGCUUCAUAUAAAAAAUAGCAUUAGCUUCAACUUUGUAACAGACGGUGGAGAGAUUGAUUUUACUUCUGAACUGGCCAAUCAAAUGCAGAACCAUCUUUUCAUGAAUGAUACGUAUAGGUAUCAUCUUUGAAAAAAGUAGAUAACUUUACAAAUGGGAAUCAGCAAUUAAAAAGUUUGAGAAAAUUCCGAACAAUCCUGGAAAAAGGUGCUGGUGAAAAUUGAGUUGAGUGCUGUUCCUUUUAUUGUUGGCAUCAAAUUCUUGCAUUUGCUGGCUGAAAAUUAAAAGCUCUUUGAAGAUACUUUUUUAUUAUAUAUAAGUCACAAACUCAAAGUUGAUGGAAUUUAACAACCUGGUGUCUGCUGUAUCACAUCAUUAAUUUGAUAUUAUUUUGUAUUCGUCAUAGUAAUGGAAUAGAAAAUAGACGGUAGAUGUAGCAUUUUAUGCC